AUGGAAGAUGACGUAACUGAGGUGUUUGAUGUUGCAGGUGCUGCGGGUGUUGCUCAGCCUGAGGCCCUUCCUUCAGUGCAGGGGACGCUGCCGCACUUCAUCCAGGAGCCGGAGGAUGCCUACAUCGUCAAGAGCAACCCCAUCAAGCUGCGCUGUCGAGCCACGCCUGCCUUACAGAUCUUCUUCAAGUGCAACGGGGAAUGGGUGCACCAGAACGAGCACUUCUCCCAGGAGUACAAGGACCUCAACACCGGGCUGAGGGUGCGUGAGGUGAUGAUCAAUGUUUCCCGUCAGCAGGUGGAGGAUUUCCAUGGCCCUGAAGAUUACUGGUGUCUAUGCGUGGCCUGGAGCCACUUGGGUACUUCCAAGAGUCGCAAGGCUACGGUCCGCAUUGCCUACCUGAGGAAAAACUUUGAGCAGGACCCACAGGGGAAGGAGGUGCCAAUCAAUGGGAUGAUCGUUCUGCACUGUCGCCCUCCGGAGGGAGUGCCCAUGGCGGAGGUGGAGUGGCUAAAAAACGAAGAGCCGGUGAGCACGCUGACCGAUGACAACAUCGACACCCGAGCCGACCACAACCUCAUCAUCAACGAGGCGCGUCUGUCCGACUCGGGGAACUACACGUGUAUGGCCAGCAACAUUGUGGCAAAGCGACGCAGCGCCAGUGCCUCUGUGAUCGUCUUCGUGAACGGCGGCUGGUCCCUGUGGACGGAGUGGUCGUCCUGCAACGUGCCGUGUGGGCGCGGCAUCCAGAAGCGAUCUCGGACCUGCACCAACCCGGCGCCGCUGAACGGCGGCGCUUUCUGCGAGGGAAUGUCCGUGCAGAAGAUCACCUGCAACGCCCUGUGUCCAAUUGACGGAGGCUGGGACGAGUGGAGCGAAUGGACCGUGUGCAGCAGCCAGUGUGACAGACAGCGGAGUCGCGAGUGCAACUCCCCGCCGCCGAAACACCGAGGCAGGACGUGCGAGGGGAGCGGCAAAUCCACGGAGAACUGCACGGACGGACUGUGCACCCAAAGUAUGGACAGCUCUAACGACGUGGCUCUGUACUCGGGCCUGGGAGCCGGCAUCGUCGCCGUGGCGAUCCUCGUCGUGGCCGUCAUGCUGUACAGGAAGAACCACAGCGAGUACGGCGUGGACGUCAUCGACUCCUCCGCGCUCACGGGUGGUUUCCAGUCCUUCAACUUCAAGACCACCAGACAAGGAAACCCGCUGCUUCUCAACUCGUCCAUGCAGCCGGACCUGACAGUGGGACGGACAUACAGCACCCCCCUCUGCUUCCACGACAGCUCGGAUAAGGAGCUCUUCGACCCGCUGCCCGACAUCAAGGUCAAGGUCCAGAGCUCCUUCAUGGUCUCGCUCGCCGUGGCCGACCGGGCCGAGUUCCACGCAAAGGGCCCCGCCGAGACCUUCCCGCGGGACGUGACCCGGGACUACUGCGGCAGCACCGUGGACAGACGCAAGAAGGGCCUGCUCACUCUCAACGGGCCCUUCCACGCCAGCAAAGAGCAGCUGAGGACCUCGGGCUUGUUUGGACACCCGGGAGGACGACUGGUGGUGCCCAACACCGGGGUCGGGCUGCUGGUGCCUCACGGAGCCGUGGCUGAAAAUCUGUCCUGGGAGAUGUACAUGGUGAUCAAUCAGGGAGAAGCAAGUGUGCAAACGCUGGAAGGCUGUGAAAUCCUCCUCGGCCCAGAGGUGACAUACGGUCCUCCGGGCCUGGACCUCUUCUGCCCAGUGGCCAUGACCAUCCCUCACUGCGCUGAGGUGGACACCGAGAACUGGAACAUCCAGCUCAAGAGGAAAACCCAGGACAGCAAAUGGGAGGUCAGAAAAAAUGCCGCCCCGACAAAUGCUGUCAGAGUCGAGAGGAAAAAUUGCAGAUCUGCCUGAGUGGGAACAUGAAACAUGGCCUGAAGAAAAGCAACAAACAUCUUAUUAUAAAAUCCUUUUGACCACAACACUGAGCUCAAUGUGAGGGCGAUUGAGUUUGUUUAGAAGAAGCCAAAUUUGUAGAAGUAUCACUAGACAUUUCAUAAAAUGUCUAUUUCAUGACACAAGAGGAGAAGGGACAUG
Molecule: messenger RNA, 2073 nt
Organism: Solea senegalensis (Senegalese sole)
Lineage: Eukaryota; Metazoa; Chordata; Actinopteri; Pleuronectiformes; Soleidae
Product: netrin receptor UNC5D-like
Exons: 12
Coding region: 1-1890 (629 amino acids)
Biological process (GO): netrin-activated signaling pathway
Cellular component (GO): membrane
Molecular function (GO): netrin receptor activity
Source: RefSeq, a predicted model, not a curated record